UCCCCGAGCGCGGCGCGGCCGGCCGCUGAGCGCAGCCCGGAGGCUGCAGGCCCGACCCGGCCUCGGAGCGAAAGCCGCCGCGGCCUGGGUCCCCUCGCCCAGCCUGCGCCCCGCCGCCGACGCUGCCGCCCGGCCCGAGCAUGGAGACGGCGGAGAAGGAGUGCGGCGCCCUGGGAGGGCUCUUCCAGGCCAUCGUCAACGACAUGAAGAGCUCCUACCCCAUCUGGGAGGACUUCAACUCCAAGGCCACAAAGCUGCAUUCCCAGCUGAGGACCACUGUGCUGGCUGCUGUGGCCUUCCUGGAUGCCUUCCAGAAAGUGGCUGACAUGGCCACCAACACCCGAGGGGCCACGCGGGAUAUCGGCUCGGCGCUCACGCGCAUGUGCAUGCGCCACCGCAGCAUCGAGACCAAGCUGCGGCAGUUCACCAAUGCGCUCCUGGAGAGCCUCAUCAACCCACUGCAGGAGCGCAUCGAGGACUGGAAGAAGUCGGCCAACCAGCUGGACAAGGACCACGCAAAAGAGUACAAACGAGCCAGGCAUGAGAUCAAGAAGAAAUCUUCAGACACGCUGAAGCUGCAGAAGAAAGCACGCAAAGGGAAAGGAGACCUGCAGCCCCAGCUGGACAGUGCCCUGCAGGACGUGAACGACAUGUACCUGCUGCUGGAGGAGACGGAGAAGCAGGCGGUGCGCCGGGCCCUGAUUGAGGAGCGUGGCCGCUUCUGCACCUUUAUCACCUUCCUGCAGCCUGUGGUGAACGGCGAGCUGACCAUGCUGGGAGAGAUCACCCACCUGCAGGGCAUCAUCGAUGACCUGGUGGUGCUGACCGCAGAGCCACACAAGCUGCCCCCCGCCAGCGAGCAGGUAAUCAAAGACUUGAAGGGCUCAGACUACAGCUGGUCCUACCAGACCCCACCCUCAUCGCCCAGCAGCUCCAGCUCCCGGAAGUCCAGUAUGUGCAGCGCCCCCAGCAGCAGUAGCAGUGCCAAGGGUGGCGGAGCCCCGUGGCCUGGGGGUGCCCAAACAUACUCACCUGGUUCCACCUGUCGCUACCGCAGCCUGGCACAGCCGGCCACCGCCAGCGCCCGCCUCUCCAGCGUCUCCUCCCACGACUCUGGCUUCAUCUCCCAGGAUGCCACCUACUCCAAGCCCCCCUCGCCCAUGCCUUCAGACGUCACCAGCCAGAAGUCCUCCAGCUCAGCAUCCUCCGAGGCCUCGGAAACCUGCCAGUCCGUCAGCGAGUGCAGCUCCCCUACCACGGACUGGGCCAAGGCCGGCCCCCACGAGCAGCCCUCAGGCAGCACCCUGCAGCGGAGGAAGGACCGAGUGGAGCUCCUCCGAGACACAGAGCCAGGCCCGGCUGUCGGGGGCACCCUGGGCCCCAGUGGAGAGGAGGCCCCACGACCCCGCAUGUCCCCUGCCACCAUCGCAGCCAAGCACGGUGAGGAGGUGUCCCCCGCGGCCAGUGACCUGGCCAUGGUGCUGACCCGCGGCCUGAGCCUGGAGCACCAGAAGAGCAGCCGGGACUCCCUGCAGUACUCGAGCGGCUACAGCACACAGACCACCACGCCCUCCUGCUCCGAGGACACCAUCCCCUCCCAAGGCUCCGACUACGACUGCUACUCAGUGAACGGGGACGCAGACGGGGAGGGCCCACCCGAGUUCGACAAGUCAUCCACCAUCCCUCGCAACAGCAACAUCGCCCAGAACUACCGCCGCCUGAUCCAGACCAAGCGCCCGGCCUCCACUGCGGGGCUGCCCACUGCCGGGCUGCCCACCACCUCGGGCGCACCCCCUGGCGUGGCCACCAUCCGCCGCACGCCCUCCACCAAGCCCGCCGUGCGCCGCACCCUCUCCAGUGCCGGCCCCAUCCCCAUCCGGCCGCCCAUCGUCCCCGUGAAGACGCCCACGGUGCCCGACUCCCCCGGCUACAUGGGGCCCACACGGGCGGGCAGCGAGGAGUGCGUCUUCUACACCGACGAGGCCGCCUCGCCCCUGGCCCCGGACCUGGCCAGGGCCUCCCCGAAGAGGCUCAGCCUGCCCAACACAGCCUGGGGCAGCCCGUCCCCCGAGGCCGCCAGCUACCCGGGGCCGGGGCCCGGGCUGGCGGCUGAGGGCGACGAGCAGCAGCAGCAGCAGCUGGCUGCCAACCGGCACAGCCUGGUGGAGAAGCUCGGGGAGCUGGUGGCAGGUGCCCACGCCCUGGGCGAGGGCCAAUUCCCCUUCCCCACUGCCCUGUCGGCCACCCCUGUGGAGGAGACUCCCACCCCGCCCCCCGCUGCCACCAGCGACCCCCCGGCUGAAGACAUGCUGGUGGCCAUCCGGCGCGGGGUGCGGCUCCGCAGGACCGUCACCAACGACAGGUCGGCGCCCCGCAUCUUGUGAUCCCACCCUCUGGCCCGGGCGAGGCAGGUGGCCUGGUCGGUGGGCAGCGGCCACUUCAGAGCAAAGGCACAGUCAGGAGAGAGCAGAGCCAGGCAAGCUUUUUUUUUUUUUUUUUUUGAAGUCAUAUGAGGCAAAGCUACUUUAUUGGAAAGAGACACCCAUCUUGGAUUUCAAGGUUUAAACAGGAAAUGACUUCUUUAACAAACCUCGCCAGGACGGAGCCUGCGGGUCUGGAACUUGGAUUUGGAGCCUGUUUCAACCUUUGCUUGCCCACUCUGUCCCUC
Molecule: messenger RNA, 2668 nt
Organism: Lagenorhynchus albirostris (white-beaked dolphin)
Lineage: Eukaryota; Metazoa; Chordata; Mammalia; Artiodactyla; Delphinidae
Gene: MTSS2
Product: MTSS I-BAR domain containing 2
Exons: 14
Coding region: 141-2384 (747 amino acids)
Biological process (GO): cell projection assembly; plasma membrane organization
Cellular component (GO): actin cytoskeleton; cytoplasmic side of plasma membrane
Molecular function (GO): phospholipid binding; actin binding
Source: RefSeq, a predicted model, not a curated record